AUGCCCCUCCUCGCACAGCAGCUCAAACCGCGCACCCCGACCCGCAUCAUCCCUCAGGACCCCUCCACCUCGCUCAGCACCUCUGCACCAGCUGCAGCACCCACCGAGCCCAUUCCUUCACGCACACCGACCAAGCGCACCCGCCCUCGCUCACCCUCGCCCUCGCUGUCACCCGACCAACGCACCCGCUCUCCAUCACCUCCCCCUCGCGCACCGACUCGCCGCAUGUCUACCCCCUCGACACCCUCCAAGCCCAACCGCACUCCCUCGAAACGCACUCCCACAGUCGAGCCAGAAGAAACGCGCCGCUCGACGCGAUCAACGGGCAAGGCGGACCAUUUCCAGCCGCUUCAAGGCGCGCCCGUCACGCCUCGCUCGAACGGGAAGAGGGCGCGUCAGCCGGCUGUGAAAAAGCAGGUUGUGCGCAAGUUGGUGGACAGUAGCAGCGAGAGCGAGGAGGAUGAGGUCGUCGUCACACCGCGCGCGAAGAGGGGGAGGGCGGCUUCGACCAAGACGGCAGCGAAGAAGCCGACUCGUGCGCCGCCGAAGAAGCGCGUCAAAGUCGAGGACGAGGAGGACGAGCCUGCGCCCGAGCCGGAGAAGACGCGCGGGACAGCGCGCAAGACUCAGCGCCCUCCUUCUCCCGACCCGAACUCCUCAUCCGACGACGAGGAAGACGCAGCCUCCACCACCACCGCCGCCGAGAUCGAGUCCAUGCUCGUCUCGUCCCCACCGCCGCGCAAGCGCGCCACUCGCACAGUCGACCUCGACCUCCCUCCUUCGCCCGCAAAGACGCCUACAAAGCUUGUUCGGCAGACAUCGUCGUACGCGCCCAAGGUCCCUUCGCCGCUCAAGCCGCGUCCGAGGCGCGAGGCGAGCGAGUUUGACGUCGACGUCGAUGCGGCCGCCGAGGACAACGUCUUCACUUCUCCCUCACGCGCGUCCUCCCCCUCCUCCUCAACUCCCCGCAAAUCUACCACCUCCACACCCCUUACGACUCCCACCUCCCGGCGCUCCUCCAGCCUCACUCCCUCCCGCUCCUCCUCUCGAAUCCGCCAUCUCCCUCCUUCGUUGAAAGAGAUCGCGAACGCUCCUGCGAGUUUGAGGAAUCGGUUGGUUGGGUUCCAUAUGGAGGAUGAGGGGUAUGGGGUUGAUGUUCGUCAGGAGGAGGAGCAGGAGGAGAGUGGCAGUGAGGAGGAGGACGAGGAGGAGAGGAAGAGGAAGAGGAGGGAGAAGGGGAAGGAGAGGAUGGUUGAGGAGGCGGAUGGGGAGGAUCUUGAGAUGCGUGAUGAGGAGGACGAGGAGAUGGAGGUGGAGGAGAUGGAGAUCUCGCAGCCGGCUUUCGCGCCUUCGCGACUCGCGACUUCCGCCUCCGCCUCCACCGCUCUCAGCUCGACUUCCCACCCUCUCAUCCCAACCGUCCCAAACGCAGCUUACCUCUCCUCCCCACUCCGUACCCAAAUCCUCACCCUCCUCUCGACCCUCUCCGGCUCUCGCCUUCCCUUCCCCUUCCCCUCGCCCAACGCAUCCUCCAUCCUUUCGCUCCCCUACCUCGAAGGCGGCUACGACGAAUGGGAGCGACCGCUCCGCGCGUCGUUGGAGGAAUGUGUGUUGAAGGGGAUGGGGAACGCGGUGAUGCUGCUUGGUCCGAGGGGGGUGGGGAAGACGAUGCUAAUCAACCGCACCCUCGCCCUCCUCUCUUCCACCCACGGCUCCGACGCGUUCGUCACGGUCCGCCUGUCGGGACUUGUGCAUACGACGGAUAGGCUGGCGAUGAGGAGUAUUGCGGUUCAGUUGAGGGACCAGGGGUUCGGAGGAAUGGAUGUGGAGGGUGAGAUGGAGGGUGAUUACUCGAGCAACUCGGCAACGAUGUCCACCCUCCUCCGCCUCCUCGAACCCUCCUCCUCCACCACGUCCUCCUCCACCAACACGACCACGCAAAGCAAGCCCCUCAUCCUGAUCGUCGACGAAUUCGACCUCUUCGCCCAACACCCACGGCAGAGCUUCCUGUAUUGCUUGCUGGAUAUCGUCCAGGGGAAUCGGCGGAGGGGCGGAGUAGCGGUUGUGGGCGUCUCAUCGCGUGUUGACUGCCUCUCGCUCCUCGAGAAACGCGUCCGCUCGCGCUGCCAAUCGCACGUCCUCCAACUCAUUCCUCCUUCGUCCUUCUCCGCCUUUAUGGACCUCGCCAAGCGGCUCCUUCGUGCGGAUGAGCGCGUUUGGGAGGAGAAGACGGGCGAGGAGGGGAGGGAGUGGGCGGGGAAGUGGAAUGAGGAGGUCGAGCGCUUCUUGAAGAAGGAGAAGGUCGUCGACUACUUCACCCGCAUGUGGCAGAUCCACGGCAACGUCCCAACCGAGCUGCGCUCCUCCCUCUCCGAUCUCUUGUACCGCCUCGACUACCUCGGACGCUUGAACGGCUUGGCCGACUCGAACGGGGUCCCCCAACUUGGCGUCGAGAUGCUCAAGCCGCAGCCGAAGGGCGAGGAGAAGUCUCGCGACGCGGUGCUUAAGCACCUCUCGAUCCCGGAACUCACGGUCCUCAUCGCGUGCAAGCACCUCUCGACCUCGACGGUGGACCGCCACUCUGGUUUCAACUUUGAGCAAGUCUACGACGCGUACCUCUCGCACGCUCGCCGCGUCUCAGCCUCGACCGCCUCGGCACUCUCGAUGUCGACCAAGCCGCUCUCGAAGCCUGCGAUGCGCGUCGCGUUCGACUCGCUCAGGGAACACGAGCUCCUCUUGCCGCGCACGUCGUCUGGCAGCGCGGGCUCGUCCAGCGGAGGAGGAGGAGCGGCACCGACGUCGGGAUCAGGGAUGCCCGUCUCGGUCCCCUCGCUCGCCUACAAGUCGCCCACCGCGCGCGACCCGUGGAAGAUGUACAGGUUGACGGCCUGGGCGAAGGACGUUGAUCGUGAGGUUGAGGCGAGGGGAGGAGAGUGCCCGUUGGCGCUGAGGCGGUGGUGCAAGAACUGGUUGGAUUAA
Molecule: messenger RNA, 2979 nt
Organism: Rhodotorula toruloides NP11
Lineage: Eukaryota; Fungi; Basidiomycota; Microbotryomycetes; Sporidiobolales; Sporidiobolaceae
Product: origin recognition complex subunit 4
Exons: 7
Coding region: 1-2979 (992 amino acids)
Biological process (GO): DNA replication; DNA replication initiation
Cellular component (GO): nuclear origin of replication recognition complex; nucleus
Molecular function (GO): DNA replication origin binding; ATP hydrolysis activity
Source: RefSeq, a predicted model, not a curated record